Arabidopsis arenosa is the source of this 1228-nucleotide messenger RNA. Lineage: Eukaryota; Viridiplantae; Streptophyta; Magnoliopsida; Brassicales; Brassicaceae. The record is from the annotation of a GenBank genome assembly.
CUAGAAAAAUUGCCAGAAGUGACGAAAUUGAAAACCUCAGAUUUCUCAAUCGGCGACGGAGUAACGAAACAAAGAGAAGAAGAAGAUGACGACUCGAAUCGCUCCUGGUGUUGGAGCUAAUCUUCUCGGCCAACACUCCGCUGAGAGGAACCAAGACGCCACUGUUUACGUCGGCAAUCUCGAUGCUCAGCUUUCUGAAGAAUUGCUUUGGGAAUUGUUCGUUCAAGCUGGACCUGUUGUUAAUGUCUAUGUUCCGAAAGAUAGAGUGACAAAUCUUCAUCAGAACUAUGGAUUCAUUGAAUAUCGUAGUGAGGAAGAUGCGGACUAUGCGAUUAAGGUUCUCAACAUGAUUAAGCUCCACGGGAAGCCUAUUCGUGUUAACAAGGCAUCUCAAGAUAAGAAAAGCUUGGAUGUUGGUGCUAACCUUUUCAUUGGAAACCUUGACCCUGAUGUUGAUGAGAAGCUGUUGUAUGAUACUUUCAGUGCAUUUGGUGUGAUUGCUUCUAAUCCUAAGAUAAUGAGAGAUCCCGAUACUGGAAACUCACGAGGUUUUGGUUUCAUCAGCUAUGACUCCUUUGAGGCAUCUGAUGCCGCUAUCGAGGCAAUGACUGGACAAUAUCUCAGUAAUCGUCAAAUAACAGUCUCUUACGCAUACAAGAAAGACACCAAAGGAGAGCGCCAUGGUACUCCAGCAGAGAGGCUUUUGGCAGCCACAAAUCCAACUGCCCAGAAAAGCAGACCCCAUACGCUAUUCGCAAGUGGCCCUCCAUCCAAUGCUCCUCAAGUUAAUGGUCUACCACGUCCGUUUGCUAACGGCAGCAUGCAACCUGUCCCGAUCCCAGCCCCCCGUCAACCACCACCACCACCUCCACAAGUAUAUCAAACUCAGCCACCAUCCUGGCCAUCUCAGCCACAACAACAGGGCUUUGUCCCACCGCCCAUGCAAUUCCGUCCGCCUCAAGGUAUGCCUCCGCCACCACCUCCUCAGUUUCUAAAUCACCAACAAGGUUUCGGUGGUCCGAGGCCGCCGCCACCACCUCAAGCCAUGGGAAUGCACCAACAUGGAGGAUGGCCACCGCAACACAUGCAGCAGCAAGGUGGACCACCACCACAACAACAACCACCACCAUACCAACACCAUCACAUGUCUAUGCCUCCACCACCACCACACCAAGGUUGAUAGUAAUCAUCUCUUCAGUCUUGAACCAAAUCAACUAUUUGUAAACCC